Gigantopelta aegis is the source of this 6341-nucleotide messenger RNA. Its product is annotated as ceramide synthase 2-like. NCBI's taxonomy places the organism in Eukaryota, Metazoa, Mollusca, Gastropoda, Neomphalida, Peltospiridae. The record is from RefSeq and is a predicted model, not a curated record. The transcript is spliced from 10 exons. Gene Ontology annotation, cellular component: membrane. Gene Ontology annotation, biological process: ceramide biosynthetic process. Gene Ontology annotation, molecular function: sphingosine N-acyltransferase activity; DNA binding. The coding region runs from base 16 to 1170 and encodes 384 amino acids.
GCGUCUUUCAUAAAAAUGGCUAGCGAUUUUCUUUGGAGCGAAAAGUUUUGGUUCCAAAAUGGAGUGACAUGGAAAGAUUUAGAGAGUCACGAUCCAAAUGUGUACUACCCCAAAGUCAAUGACAUCAAUCUAUCGUUUAUUGUUGGCUUGAUUUUUAUUGUAAUCCGAUACACCAACGAAAGGUUUAUAAUUGUUCCACUUGGACGUUAUCUGGGAAUCAAAGACCGGAAAGCAGCAGUGGUCGCAGACAUUCCAGCACUAGAGUCAUGUUUCAAACUGACAAAAGGCAAACAGAAACUCACAGAUGAUGAGAUGAAGAGAGUAUGUAAGCAGACCGACAUGACAGAACGGGAAGUAGAGCGGUGGUUUUUCAAACGGCGAAUGAAAAAUUCUCCCACUGCGAUGAUGAGGUUUCGGGAAUGCAGCUGGCAUUUCAUCUUCUACAGCAUCUCAUUCACAUACGGUCUCAUUAUUCUCUGGAAUAAACCGUGGUUUUCCGACACAAGAUACUGCUGGGCAGGUUGGCCUCACCAGCCGGUCACGAACGAUCUCUACUACCUGUACCUCAUGGAACUCAGCUUCUACUGGAGUCUCAUCUUUACUCUCGUCUACGACGUCAAACGCAAGGACUUCAAGGAGAUGGUCAUUCACCAUGUCGCCACGAUGGUGUUGGUGUAUUUCUCGUGGGUCAUCAACUUUGUCCGCGUCGGCACACUGAUAUUCGUGAUUCACGAUGCAUCCGAUCACUGGAUGGCGGCUGCAAAGAUGGCUAAGUACUGCAAACGUCAAAUGCUGUGUGAAUUUCUCUUCUUCACCUUCCUGGCCAUAUGGGUGGUGUGCCGACUUAUUUUUUUCCCAUUCUGGGUGCUGCAUACUACAUAUGUUGAAUUAUGGACUGAAAUAUCUGGCCUCGGUUACGCCUUUUACAUGUUCAACGGGUUGCUGUUUGUGUUACAAAUUCUUCAUAUCAUUUGGUCAUACUUCAUUGUGCGUGUUCUCGUACAAAAGAUCAGGUGUGGCAAGGUACAGAAAGAUACUCGCAGCGAUACGGAGAGUGAUGAUGGGCAGUCGGAUGAGGCGGGGGACUCGAACAGAGUCUCGAACCACGUUAGUAACGGAUCAUUGAACUCUCUACAACACAGAAAUAUUAACACGGCCAAGACGAAGUGAUCGUCUCACCUCUACACUGCUCUCCCGUCAUCUGUUUAGAGUGCUCGUAGCCGAGUAUUUCAUUAAUUAGGUCUUCAUCUACACAGUUUUCUACUGGUCUAGGAGCUAAUAUUACUUUUCUUUUUUUCCUCCCUUUUUUUAUUAAGAUAUAUUUGUUAAACAAUUAUUUAAAAUGUAUUUUAGAGGGGGUUUUGGUAAUUGUUUUUGUUAGGGUUUUUUCUAGAACGUAUGUGUUUCUUAAUAAUAAGGAUAAGUUGAUUUGUUUUGAUUUUUUUUAUUGAUUUUUUUUUUGUCACAGUAUAAAUGUUGUAUAUUUUAAGAGCAACAGACAUGUACACAUUUUAAGCCACAAAGUUCUGACAACAAAAGCAAUAUUUGAUUAAUAACACCCCUGCUCAUUGGUUAAUCAUUGGAAGGUUAGUCAUGUGGUAGAUACACUAUUUAAUGUGUAAGUCAACAGAAAUUCAAAUAAUUAGUCUAAGAAAUUAAAAAAUAACAAAACAAUUACCUUGACAUCUGACCUUGUCAAUUGACAGUAACUUAUCUCCAUUAUAUAUAAUGUGAGGCAGGUUUCAGUGACCUUGACCUCUUUUGAGACUCGACAUAGUAACUUGUCUUCACUGCUUGUAAAUACUUGAUUGAUAACACAGGUUUUAACCUUGACCUUGAUCUUUGACAUUGUGUCUCAACAGAGUAGCUAGUUUUCACUUCAUGUAAAUAAUCAGUUGGUGAGGCAGGCUUUAUCGACCUUGACCUACUUUCUUCACUAGUAACUCGAGUCCACUGUAGAAACUCAUUCAGUGAUAGCUAUUAAUUAUUUUUUUUUUAAUAACCCACCAAGUUGUUCACAAUGAAUGAAGCUAAACAACUGCAAGUGCUACUGUUUGUUAGUCAUGUUUAAAGUGCAUAUAGUAGUUGUUUUUUUAUGAAUAAAAAGUCAUAUGAGAUUGAUUUUGCACAGUCGUAAACAAUCAAUUGAAGGGUGUAUGUAAUUGAAUGAACUGUGUGAAACUACAAUUUAUUAACAUUGUGUACUUGUUCACUUAGAUAUAUAUUUGUAUGUAAAUGUGAGAAUUCAUUUGAUAAUGUAAUUAUUAACCUGUCAUGUAUUUUCAAAUGGGUUAUAUAAAGUCUUGUAAUAUGGCUCUAAUAAGACAAAAAACUCUUGACCGAAAAUGUUGGGAUUUGUCACAGAUUACAAGUUAUGUAAGCUAUCUAAAAUGAUACUAAUUUGUUUUUCCGUCAUCUUUUUUUUCAAAUUAAAAUUUAAGAAAAAACAAUUAUACUUUCGAAACUAGAUACAUACAUUCUUUGGAGCAGUCUCCACAAAUUAAUAGAUUUAUGAUUUUAUAAAUAUUUGAUGUAAUUUUUUUUAUUUCAUUUGGAUCUGAAACUUAAUACAGGGAUUUUUAGGAGCAGUCUCCACAAAUUAAUAGAGAUUUCUGAAUUUAGAAAUAUUUUAAUUUUAAUAUGUUUAUUUUGGUUAGAUCAGAAACUUUGUACAAUGUACAACUGUGGGUGUUUGUUUUGGAGAUAAUAAGUGUGACUUGAGAUUCUUAGUUAGAACGUUGAUCUAUUUUGUUUCAAAUGGUACAACUGUUGUGGUGUAAGUGUUCAUGGGACUGUCCUCAGUUUUCAGCCAUUGUUAAGAUCUUUCCAACAGAAGCUUUUUUUUUAACAACAAAUCUGCAAUGUUAUAUGUUCUUGUUUACAUAAUCAGUGUCUAUGUUCAUUGUGUUGUACAGUGUCCUAAUACUUGUAGUAACUCGGCACUGAAUUUACAACGCCUGUUUAUGUUUUACACGCAUGUAACUACAGACAUUUACAGUGCUUAAACACUUGAGCCUAUAUUUUCUAAGCCAUUUUAGCGCUAUGGAAUCGUAAAACCAUCAUAGGUUUUGACGUCACUACAGCACAUUCUACAGUGACGUCACUACAGCACAUUCUACAGUGACGUCAUAGCUUACGAUGAUUUUACGAUUUCAUAGGAUAAGAUUGCUUCAAAAAUAUGGGCCUAGCCUCUAAGUAAGAAAAACAGGCUAUGUAAAUUGUCUUCAUUGUAUAGUAUACAGAAUUAUUGAGAGGUAAAAUCUAGUUUGGGUUAUUACAAACAGGACAACCAAAAACACCCUAAGUAGACAGCGUAUACAGAUACUGAGAUUCUAAAUAAGAAAAUGUGUUUAUUAGUCGGGAAUAUCUUGCAGUGGGAACAUACUCGUGACAGUCCCUUUAAGAAGCGAGAUUGAAUAUUCAUGAGAGUCAGAUUGUAACCUGUUGUAUUUUUAGUGCUAUUCCUUUCUGGAGAUGAAAUAUUAGAAAAUAGAACUGUUAAGUAGAUGAGUGGUUUACAGUUAUUGUUACAUUCAAGCUAUUUACACACAUUUUGGAUACUCCUUUAUGUUAUAUCCUUCUCUUGCAAUUACUUUUCCUUCAAGUCAGUUUGCGGUAAGAUCUUGUUUCUUAUAACUUAAUCAGUGUAUCUUGUUAUUAUUUAUUUUAAUAUUUAUCACUGCACAAUAAGGACAUUGUAUCUGAUUUUCUCUUGUAGAUAAAUAGACGUUUUAAAUAAUUAACUUCUUAAUAAUUGAAAAUAUUUUCUCUACAUUGAAAUCUCUUUUAAUAUUUAUCACUGUACAAUAAUGACAUAGUAUCUGAUUUUUUCUUGUAUAUAAGUACAUGUAGAUGUUUGAAAUAAUUAAUUUAAUUAAUUAAAGAUAUUUUUUCUGCAUAGAAAUCUCCUAGUCUCAAAUUUACUUAAUAUUGCAUUUUUACAGUUUAAUCCUUCUGCUUAAUAACAAUAUGUAAUCGUAUACGGUUUGAGGUUCUACAUAAGGCUUGCCGUGUUAUGCUUGUGGAUUGGGCUACAGUUUUAUGCAUGUUUUAUAAUCUGAAUAAGGAUGUAUCUGAAUAAGGAUGUGUCAUAUGAUCGCAUAUUGUAAAGUGGAGGCUAUAAUCCCAUCACUGAAUUUAUUCUUUAUUUUUAAAGGUGUGUUAUGAAAGUUCCAUUUGCCAUAUUUUGAUAUUUUUUACAUUAGAAUGAUUUCUGCCGCAUUCCUCCAUUUUGUAAUGUUUAUGACGAUCUAGGCAGGGAUUUGAACCUGUAGACAUUGGCAUGUUGUGGAGUGGGAUCUAGCUCAGUUGGCAAAAUGCUCAGCUGAAGUGUUUUGGUUGCAGGAUUAUUGGUAGGGGGGGGAAACAUACCCAAUAUCUGACACCCUUAAUCUGUUGACUGCACUAUAUGGGUUGCCUACUAAAAAUCCCAAAAUGUCUGCUAAUGAAUAACAUUAUUUGGUUGUAUAUUUUUAUGGCCAUGUUAUAAUCUUUACAUUUCAAAACAAAAAGUAACAAAUAAUUUUGACCAUACAUGCAACUUUGAUACAGCCCCUUUAAGUAUCUCAUUUCUUUCUCUCACUCAGUGCAUUUCUCCCCUAUUCAGUGGACUGGGCUAUAAUUUUCCAUUGUGUUCAGUGUCUCCAUUUUUAGGUCUCAUGAUGAUUUCUCUAUCUUUUGUCUUUCACUCAAAGAGUCGGGAGGUCCUUUCAAUUGUUAUUUUAUCCAAAUGAUCUUGUUGAGUGUUCAUGAAAAGACCAAAUGGUUAAACUUUUCUAGUUAUUUCUAAUUACCAGAGUCACUGCAUUUGACUAUUUAGUAAAUGGUAUCGAUCUAGUCCUAAUAGUGCCAGUAACAAAUGCUCCAGUGCUGUAGUUGAUUUAGUAUCUUUUUAUUAUCUUUUUUUUAAUAUCCAAUACUUUUCAAGGUGAGCAUUUGUCGGAAAUAUAGAGCGGCCCAUACAUGAUCAAUAUUAUUUCAUAGUAUUUCGAUAUUGACAGUGUUAUUGACCACAUUUUGGUGAUAGUGACAGUUUGUGCAAAAUAUUUACGAAAUGAAAUCCAUGUUGAUUUGGUUUUAUUGAUAAUUGCAUAAUAAAAUCACAGUUGCUAUCUAUGAUCAGAGUUCUCUGCCUUUACAUAGUGAAAACAGGUGCACACACGAAUGUAUUAUUGCGCAAUGUUAUUGAUCUGUUGGUGGCCGACAUAUUUUGACAAAAUAUUGAUGUGUAUGGGCCACUUAAGUGUUUGACAACUGUUGUGUGGCAAUAGAGGUGAUAUUAGUAGCCAAAUAUUCAGCACCCCCUUGUCUUAGUUGUUUGGGGAGAAGGGAUUUAUCUAUGAAACUUUUGACGAUGUUUUCUGCUCCUAUCUACAGCACUGACAAUGUUAAUGUUCUUGACCCAUUUUGUCAAUUUUUGUGUUCAUUUAUUUGUGCAAUAUUAUUUUUCUGUUUAAUGCAUAUCACAAUGGUUUAUAAAUAACUGGAAAAUAUAAAUUAUGUACUUAAUGAAAAGAGAUCUUGAUUCUGUAUAACACAUGUAAAAACAAGUACUUAAACUAGUCAAUAUUAUAUCAAGAAGUUUUUCCAUAGCAAUAUCUUCAUUAACAAAUAUACUAUGUAAUUUUUUGUUAUUGAUGAAUUUUUCCAUUGCAAUAUAUUUGUUUAAAAAAACACGAAAAUACUCAAAUGCAUGUAAUGCAAUUCUUAUUGAUGAAAUGAAACAUCUGAAUAAUAUAUAUUCUCAAACUGAUCCUAAUGGUUUAAACCAUGGUUGAUUCUGUUCAAUAUUUUUUUUAAAUAGCUGUAUCAAGACUUUAGUUUGUGAAUGACUCGGGAGAGAAAAACAUGUCACUCCUUAAAAUGUCAAAACAGUAACAAAGCAUAUCCUGAUGGAAAUAAAUAAGGGAUCACACCAACACAACAGAAAAGUAUCAGGAAGUUAACUGUAUCACAGACCUUCAAUCCCACAUUUCUGACAUUCAAUCCCACAUUACUGACAUUCAGUCUCACAUUACUGACAUUCAAUCCCACAUUACUGACAUUCAAUCCCACAUUACUGACAUUCAAUCCCACAUUUCUGACAUUCAAUCCCACAUUACUGACAUUCAGUCACAUUACUGACAUUCAAUCCCACAUUACUGACAUUCAAUGCCACAUUACUGACAUUCAAUCCCACAUUUCUGACAUUCAAUCCAACAAUACUGACAUUUAGUCCUACAUUUCUGACAUUCAGUCCCACAUUACUGACAUUCAAUCCCACAUUACUGACAUUCAAUCCCACAUUACUGACAUUCAGUCCCACAUCACUGACAUUCAGUCCCACAUCACUGACAUUCAGU